Molecule: messenger RNA, 633 nt
Organism: Fusarium falciforme
Lineage: Eukaryota; Fungi; Ascomycota; Sordariomycetes; Hypocreales; Nectriaceae
Exons: 1
Coding region: 1-633 (210 amino acids)
Source: RefSeq, a predicted model, not a curated record
AUGGCCCCCGCCUGGCUUGAAAAAUACAUUGUGCGUGCAGGCCCGACCCCGGAUCCGCGACGCGCCAAGGAACAGCCUGCUUUGGAAAUACACUACACCGCCCUUAUGGGCCAUCGCCGGAUCUUAGGCGUUGAAGGCGAUACGAUACCACGUUACGAAGUAAAGCGAAAAGCUAUCCUCGCGGCCUGGGGGGACAAGUGCUAUGUCACAUCGCCUGCCGAUGGAGACAGGGAGGUGGCCAUGAUCGACUUCCACGCCUUUCCGCCCAAAACCGAAAUCCAAUUUCCGCAACGAAACCAUGAAGUCAUCAUCAAGGCAACCGAGGGGCACUACGAGUCUAGCGGUGGGCUCGGUCGUUUGCAUUGGAAAGCAACAGGCAUGGUUGCCUACGGCAGGGCCUCGUGGGAACUGAGGGAUGAGUCGGAAAUGGUGAUGUCGGUAACGAUCGACGACUACCAAGUAAAUGGGGUUAUUGGCCUCUGGAGGGACGGCCUUGAUCCGGAGACGGUGGAGGAGCUUGUGGUGGUUGGGAUUUCUCAGAUUGAGGACUAUAAGAAAAUGUUGAGGGGUGCUAAGAGGUCCGGUGUCCAAGCAGCUGUCAGUGCAUCAUGGCUAGCGGGGCACUGGGCGUAA